Molecule: messenger RNA, 4427 nt
Organism: Myotis davidii
Lineage: Eukaryota; Metazoa; Chordata; Mammalia; Chiroptera; Vespertilionidae
Gene: HECA
Product: hdc homolog, cell cycle regulator
Exons: 7
Coding region: 438-1685 (415 amino acids)
Source: RefSeq, a predicted model, not a curated record
UGUCAUCUUGGGAAGGACUUGAGCUUAAAUUCUAGAAACUAAACCUUUGAUGUUAGCUUUCCUUCAAGUCCAAGAAUAUAUAUCAUCUGUAAAAAAAACCUGAAAACAUGCCUGCUAUUUGUCAGUCACGUGUUAGGCUGUGGGAUUACAAGGACAACAGAACUGGGCCCGAGGUUUUUGGCAUCGAUGGGAGCCUUUAUAGAAACAAGUGCAAGUAGAAUGCUUCCAGUUUUCAGUAAUUGGUGAAAUAGCAACUUGCUUUAUUUAAUCAACAUGAUGUUUUAGCUUGAUUGUACUUGAGAGGUUUUUAUAAACUGACUAAAAAAGCCCCUUGUGCCACGCCCCUGAUCUGCAGCUUCGGGAGGCCGGUGGACCUGGAGAAGGACGACUACCAGAAGGUGGUGUGCAACAACGAGCACUGCCCCCACAGCAGCUGGAUGCACCUGCAGUGCUUCUACGAGUGGGAGAGCAGCAUCCUGGUCCAGUUCAACUGCAUCGGCCGGGCCCGCAGCUGGAACGAGAAGCAGUGCCGCCAGAACAUGUGGACCAAGAAGGGCUACGACCUGGCCUUCCGCUUCUGCUCCUGCCGCUGUGGACAGGGCCACUUGAAGAAGGACACGGACUGGUACCAGGUGAAGCGGAUGCAGGACGAGAAGAAGAAGAAGUCAGGGUCGGAGAAGAACACAGGGAGGCCUCCCGGCGAGGUGGUGGAGGAGGCUAAAAAGUGCAGGCCCCCGAACAAGCCCCAGAAAGGCCUGAACCAUGACCUCCCCCGCCGGCAUUCCAUGGACCGGCAGAACUCCCAAGAGAAGGCGGUCAGCGCUGGGGCCUACGGGGGCCGCUCCCCCUGCGGCUCCCCUGGCCAGUCCCCGCCCACCGGCUAUUCCAUCCUCUCCCCUGCCCACUUCAGCGGCCCCCGCUCCUCCAGAUAUCUUGGGGAAUUCUUAAAGAACGCCAUCCAUCUUGAGCCUCACAAAAAGGCCAUGGCCGGGGGCCAUGUGUUCCGAAAUGCCCACUUUGAUUACAGUCCGGGCGGGUUAUCAGUUCACAGGGGCGGCCACUUUGACACUCCCGUUCAGUUCCUGCGGCGGCUGGACCUCUCUGAGCUCCUCACCCACAUCCCCAGGCAUAAGUUGAACACUUUCCACGUGCGGAUGGAAGACGAUGCCCAAAUGGGCCAGGGCGAGGAUCUGCGCAAGUUCAUUCUUGCGGCCCUCAGUGCCAGCCACAGAAACAUUGUAAACUGUGCCCUAUGCCACCGGGCGCUCCCGGUGUUCGAACAGUUCCCACUGGUGGACGGAACUCUGUUCCUAAGCCCAUCGAGACACGAUGAGAUUGAAUAUGAUGUUCCUUGUCACCUUCAAGGGAGACUCAUGCACCUGUACGCAGUGUGCGUGGACUGCCUGGAGGGGGUUCACAAGAUCAUCUGCAUCAAGUGUAAGUCGCGGUGGGACGGCAGCUGGCACCAGCUGGGCACCAUGUAUACCUACGACAUCCUGGCCGCCUCUCCGUGCUGUCAGGCCCGGCUGAACUGUAAGCACUGCGGGAAGCCAGUGAUCGACGUGCGGAUCGGGAUGCAGUACUUCUCCGAGUACAGCAACGUCCAGCAGUGUCCACACUGUGGCAACCUGGACUACCAUUUUGUGAAGCCAUUUUCCUCCUUUAAAGUUCUGGAAGCUUAUUGAUGAAAGCUUUGUUUUGGUAAUAGCUAUUUUAUCGAUACUAUUACUUUGUUACAUAUCUUUUCUAGGGAAACAUUCUGUGAUGUUAAUUUCUUUUCUAACUUAAAGGAAAAGUUCCUUUGUGUACGUGGUCACUGAAAUGGGCUGCCCCGGCCCUCCCCUGACUCCCAAGUGUUGGUCUGUGGUCCUGGCCAGAGCCCAGUGGGCAGUCCUGUGAGUUGGCGUAUUGGUUCCCUAUCACAAAGAGUCUCUCUUGCAGCGUUUAAGGUGGUGGGGAGGAUGGGCGGAGUUUAAGAAAGGAAUUAUGUGGUUCUAAACAAAGAGUUUGGUAGGAUUUGGGAGCACACUCUUCUUACUCAAAGUCAACCAUUUCAAGACCCGCUUUAGAUCUUCUCUGGGCCGUGGGAAGACUUGUGACAGGUGAAUGUAACUCUGUGCCUGGAGCUGAUGGUGUGUCAGCCCAUCUUGUUUCACUUCUGCAGCGCACUUUGACGUGCAGUUUACACUCACUGACAGUUUAUUUGAAAGUUAACAUGAGGGCUAUUUCCAUCACUCUUCUAGUUUCUUAGUCAGUUUUCAUACUGAAGAUAAUAUCCAAAUUAUGAGACAUAUGAGAGCUAUUGGUAUUGCACAUAUUUUUCGGGAAGCUGACCUAUAGCAGAGAGAAUAUACUAAGUGAAUUUGAUGCACAUGGAUUUAAGAGGACAGAAAGGUAGAACACUGUGAUUUGAAUUUGGUCACAUUAGCUCCCAAGGAGAAUCCAUGAAUAAUAACAUGAUUUGGGCAGCCCUGAUAUAUGCAGGUUGCACUGUCGAAAUGCCACUUCAUGUCAGACCCUUCUCACAGGUAAAUCUCAGCCACAGACCUCACUGGUGAGUUUGGGAACCACUCAUGGCCACACUUCUCUUCCCCAAAAUUGCUGACAGCAAUGUUUUACCCCUUUAAUGCUGAGUUUCUAAAAUAAAAAAUUUGGCCUUAGGGAGGAAAGGAAAACAUUAUUUGUGAGGGUAUGAGGAAAAGAAUAAUUUUAAUAUUUCUGUUUUAAGUGUAUUUCAUUUUGGAAAAAUCACUGAAUUUAAGGUAUAACAAUAUGUUUGAAAGUAGAUCAUUUGGAAGAUCUCUAUGAUACUGUACCAUUGGUGAAAAAAAAGAUGAUACUUAUGUCUUUAUUUUGUCAGAGCAUUGGUCUUUCAACAUACAGCUUUCUGCUUAUUAGAUAUUGGUGAUUUAAUUAGACAUACAUCCUACACCCUUAUAGGAUUGGAAUAUUGCACAAAAAUCAAUUUGAUAAUUUCAAAUAUAUAUAUGCUAAUUGAAAGCUUAAAAUAAAAUUAUUUUAUGGGAGUUAUGUGAGCAUUUGUAUUACUCACUUGGUUUAUACCAUUUUCUCCCCUCAGAUAAACAGUUGUUUUUCCUCUCAGAAGUGUUCAGGCAUUAUUGCAAGUGAGCUUCAGUUCUACAUGGAACAUUGAUGUUUUGUUUGAAACAACACAGCCUUAAAAAGAACCCACAUGUUAAUAGUCUUCAUCUUUCAGUUUGGAUGAUUGUAAUUCAGCUUACCGCAUCUGGUUUGGUGUUUGAUGAUCUGAAAAGUGUUUCACAGUGGGGGAACUGCUCAAUGCCAGUAAGAAGCAGAAAAUCGUCAUUGGUCUGACAGUAUUUGAUGCAACUGCAACAGGUCUAUUUUGCAACAUAACCUUUGCAAAUUUGUCUGUAAUACACAGAACUAUAAUUGUGGGUUAACUGUUUCCCUGUUGAUUCUCUCAUAUACCCAACACAAAAGUUUCUCUUGUCUUUUGAGCACCAUUUGGCUUUUACCUCUGAAUUUAAAAUGAAUAGUAAAGUAUUUGUAAUGCUGUUCUUUAACCCACCUAAAUUUUUGUAGAGAAACCUGCUAGUAUUAUUCUCAAACUUAAAGUUUAUGUAUAGAUUCCAUUUAGCAAGUUCCUCGGUCUAAAACUGCUCUGAGCAUAGUGUCUACUGCAUUCAGUAUUUUCUCCUUAUACCACUUUCUACUUCCUAAAAAAUAAGUAUGACAUAAUUAGGUAAAACUUGCUUUUGACCUUUGUUUUGAUGAAAAAGGAUCCUAUGGAUGCUGCAGUUACACAAAAGGAGAGGCAUAGAUAGGUAUCAUAUCUGAGGAUAUCUUUGGCCUUCAAGGCAUUGCAUUCCUGUCUAAAAUGGAAAAUUUGGUUGAUUUGAGAAUAAAAUAUAAUAGAUUAUACAAUAUACAGAAUAAAACUUAUUUUGGAAACCUGCUGACCUUAAUAUUUUCCCCAUGUUUUCUCAAACUACUUUGCUCUGAGUACCUUGAUGGAAAUUGGAAUAUGUCAAAAAAGGUGAUUAUUUUUGUUGUGGUUUGGAUAUUAAAAGGUACUAGUCACCCAGGAGAUCCAUCUUCUGUUUUUCUGAUGAAUAGUGCUCAAUAGUCUGAAUCACUCAUAGUGACUUAUAAUUUCAAAGCAAUUUGUUAUCUGCUCUAACUUUUUUAUCACUUAUUUUUAAGAGUUAUACACCUUGAACAAAUACAGUUACCUAGUUUAGUUUAGUGAGGAAACUAUUUCUGAUGGUCUCAUCAUUCUCUUCAGACCAGCUCAGUUCUCCACUUUCUUAUAGUUGCAUCUGCAGCACUUAAUAUACUGGGUUUAUACCUGAAAAGAGAUAUUGGCAUGAAAGUGGGGAGUUAGGUCAGUUAUUCCAUUCUAAUUAAGAAAGAGCUUUCUCCAGUCUUUAUUUUAAUUUUUG